AUUUUAGCUAAAAGUAAGAUCGUCAAUCAGCAAAACACUUUUACCCAACAUCACACAAGAAAGUAGCUGUGGAAGACAAGUUCGCGGGCGGAAUUUUAGCGGGCAAGCGGCACAGCAGCUGCCCCCAAGCAAAUCGAAGCUUCUGGAUAAUUUUCUUCCACAUUCAAACCUGCCAACGUCCACGCCGUCUUGGUUCAAUUGACUUUCAGCCCCAACCAACGGUACUUACCCCAGGUCUAUCUUUUACAAAAUGCGCCCGACCAGAUUUCUGUCGCAAAAUCUCCGAUUGACGCUAUUCACGCGGGUCAAUUGCUCCCUCUGCGAUGUCGUCAAACACACAUUGAACCAGGUCCAAACCGCACGGCCGUUUGACUACUCUGAAGUGGACGUGUUGAAGAACAAGGAAUGGAAGCAAGCAUAUCAAUACGAGGUUCCUGUUCUACAUAUUCAGAAGCGGAUAUCCGCCGGUGGCGAUCCCGAAGUGCUCUCGGAAGCAAAAAAGCUGUUCCAUCGCUUUACCCGGGAGGAGCUGGAGAAAGCAAUGGAUGAGGUCGAAAGCUCCAACUGAGCCGUAAAAAUCUAUAUAUAUUGCUCACACAAGCCCGACCACUGACGGCGGUUAUCCAGCCUUUGCCGUCGUCAAUGAACCUUCGAGAUGAGUCGAAAGCGCGUAGACGUCGGAAGUAACGGAGAUCUGUCCGAUUAAAACAAUGAUCUUAGAAAAGUGCUCUAUACAAUCAACGGCGGAGGUUUGGGAUUUCUCCUCUGGGACAAAAUACCAUGUGAAAUCCUUGUGAGGCAAAUUUUUUGGCCAUUUCGCCAUUUGGACUGAAUAUACCGGCUUUUUUGCCAUUGUCCACUGCUGCUUUGCGAAUUCGCUCGAUCGCGGCCUCCAACUCGGGGUGAAACUCAUUAAUCACUGGCCGGCCAAUGUUGUUUCCCAGGUCAUAUGGCCCGACGAGCAAAACGUCAAUUCCUGGCACCCUGGCAAUCUCUUCGACCUUAAAAUUCAUACCCUCUUGUAUUAGUUAUGACGACAGUUUUCCCCCAUGUACAAUAGAGAGAAUCUUUUUUUCCAGGCGAUUUUUGCUGACGC
Molecule: messenger RNA, 1096 nt
Organism: Coccidioides immitis RS
Lineage: Eukaryota; Fungi; Ascomycota; Eurotiomycetes; Onygenales; Onygenaceae
Product: glutaredoxin domain-containing protein
Exons: 2
Coding region: 251-568 (105 amino acids)
Source: RefSeq, a predicted model, not a curated record